This is a messenger RNA of Drosophila gunungcola (fruit fly), 1473 nucleotides long. It is a transcript of the gene Cyp316a1, whose product is annotated as probable cytochrome P450 316a1. Gene Ontology annotation, molecular function: monooxygenase activity; iron ion binding; heme binding. The record is from RefSeq and is a predicted model, not a curated record. The transcript is spliced from 4 exons. Bases 1 to 1473 code for a protein of 490 amino acids. Lineage: Eukaryota; Metazoa; Arthropoda; Insecta; Diptera; Drosophilidae.
AUGAUCUUGACCACCACAUUCGUGUGCUUUUGCCUGGCCUCGGCCUUCAACUACUUCAGGACCCGUCGGCAGCGGUUGAUGAUCAGGAAUCUCAAAGGACCCUUUACCUGGCCGCUGAUGGGUGCGAUGCACAAAUUGCUUCUGUUAAGCCCGAAAAAUUUUUUUAAGUGCAGUACCGAAUACCUAACCAAAUAUGGUUCCUUGAGUCGUUGCUGGGUCUUUCAUCGCCUUUUUAUUCCACUGGCGGAUAUGGAGCUCAGCAGACAGCUUCUGGAAAGUGAAACGCACUUGGAGACGGGAUAUGAGCUGAUGAAGGAUUGGCUGGAAGGAGGUAUCCUCAUGUGUCAACCGGAUCAGUGCCAAAGGCGACAUGGCUUGAUCAGUGGGCUGUUUGGCAAUGGGAACCUGGAACAGCUGAUGGAAUUGUGUCGCCAGCAGGCGGAGAAACUGUAUCAGAAGUUGUUGGAUAAAUCAGACCAAAAAGUGUUUGAUAUUUGGGAUACAGUGGCUCCCAAUGUCUUGGAACUGAUGGUAAGGACCACCUGCGGGGCCAAUCCUAGUGAGGAAUAUGCCAAGAAUCUAGCAGAUUUAGCGGAGCUCUAUAGACAACGCUUCCUCAGCCUGCAGUCUGCCAACCGGUUCAACUAUUGGCUUAGUUCUCCGUUUAUGAGAAGACGUCAGAAUCGUUUAAUAAGAAGUUUGAAUGAAGAACACCAGGAUCUAAUAGCCCGGCACCAAAAGCAAAACAAGUUGAAGAACGGAAUUGUUUUGGUCGAGGAUAAUCUAGAGCCACUACCCGAAAAAUGGCAUGAAUCCCUGCUCGACACUAUCCUGAAAAGUAGAGAUCCAGAACUUACACCUGAAGAAAUCUGUGGGGAGCUGAAUACCUGUAAUUACCUGGGUUACCUGCUCUGCAGCUCAGCACUUUGUUUCGCCCUCGUCACAAUUGCGAGAAAUCCCUCAGUACAACAGAGGUGUUGGGAGGAAUUAAGACUGGCUCAGAACAAGGACGGUGGAUGGGAUUUGGAAAAGCUUCCUUAUCUAGAAGCUGUGCUACAGGAAACUCUUCGACUCUAUCCGCCACAAGUGAUAGUUGGGCGACAAUUUAAGAAGGAUUUUCCCUACACACAUAGUAUCGUGGGAGAUGGAGAAUUACCCUUUGGUUCCGAGAUCUAUAUCAACCUCUAUGAGCUGCAGCGUAAUGAAAAUCGUUAUUCGAAUGCCAACCACUUUGAUGCGGAGCGAUUCUUAGGCUCUUCUCCGGAACUGCUAAGUUUCAGUCUUGGGCCUCGAUGCUGUCCCGCUAAAAACUUUAGUAUAAGGCUACUGAAAACUCUGCUGGCCCCCAUUAUCACUCAAUUUGAACUGUUGCCCUACGGCGAUGAACUGCGUUUGGAUUUGCGACUUAUUUUAGGAUCAUUCAAUGGAUUUCAGUUGGCUUUAAGGCCACGAAAAUCUGUGUAUAAUCCAUAA